Molecule: messenger RNA, 867 nt
Organism: Parnassius apollo (apollo)
Lineage: Eukaryota; Metazoa; Arthropoda; Insecta; Lepidoptera; Papilionidae
Source: the annotation of a GenBank genome assembly
AUGCAGGAUUACUUAUUGAGACAACUGAUAGAACAUCAGAAAAUGGAUGAAAAGGAAAAAGGUGAACAAAUGGCCUAUUUGGAAACGAAAGGACAUGAGACAGAAAGAUUGAGAACGGAAAGUGAUGUAUGGAUAGAAAACGAAAUGUUAAAUAACAAGGAGAAAGAAGAAUUUGGAAAACAGGAAAUACAACAAAUGAAAGAAUUUGAAAAAAAGUAUGAGAUAAAAAACUUGAGAAUAGAAAGUGAUAAUAGGCGAGUACAAGAGAUGGUAUAUGAAUAUGACUUGGAGAAAAUCGAAUGUGAAUUACAGGAUACAGAGGAACAAAUGAAGGAAUUGGAAAUAAAAGGACACGAGGAAGAAAACUUAAGCAUAGAAUGUUAUGAAAGGAACGGACAGAAUGUGGAAAAACAAAUGGUAAAUGAAUAUGAAAUGGAGAGAGGCUUAUGGGAAGACCAGGAAACAGUGAAACAAAUAAAAAAACUGGAAACAAAAGAACACAGAAUAGAGAAGCAGGAAAGAAAACAACAGAUAGAAAGCCUAAUAAUAGAAAACGAUGAAAAAAAAGGACUGAAGAUAAAACGACCUAGACUAGAAAAGACUAUGUUAGAAGAAGAGACCAAAAAUGAACAAAAUGAGAAGGCAAAUAAAGCCGAAAGUUUACAAUACAUCUUGGUAAAGUUUCAAAGUACCAAAAAUACGUAUAAGUAUUACUGCGGCCUGAUUAGGAAAAUAUCCGAAUGUGAAGGUGUUUUCGCGAAAUUCAUGAGAUAUAAAAAAGGUGGGUUUUACUGGUCCACAGUAUCCGAUACAAGUAUUGUAUUCAAAAAUGAUAUACUUAGUGCAAAUUUUACCCAACCCCUAUAA